Molecule: messenger RNA, 1291 nt
Organism: Cuscuta europaea
Lineage: Eukaryota; Viridiplantae; Streptophyta; Magnoliopsida; Solanales; Convolvulaceae
Source: the annotation of a GenBank genome assembly
UCUGAGAAACACGGAGUAGUUUGUAACCUUUCUUCACUAAUUGAAGUGUAAUUAAACAGUGAUCUAAAACUUUUUUUCACCAUCACACCAAAAAACAAGAGUAUCUUAAGUUUAUCCCCGAGGAGUUGGGAGGAAAAUUUCAAAGACCAACGAUUUCUCUAUAUUCUUUAUCAUGCGGACAUUGGCGUCCCGGAUCAGUGCUCAAAUUUUAAGAAGAAAACUUCCGAGUUUGCAACCCAGCAAGAAAUUUUCCACAUCUAGCUUUGGAAAAGAUGAAAGAUCUAUAGAAGAAGAGGCUGAAAGGAAAAUAGGGUGGCUGUUGAAGCUAAUCUUUGCCGGGACUGCAACUGCCGUAGCUUAUCAGUUUUUUCCAUACUUAGGAGACAAUAUGAUGCAGCAGUCCGUGACACUAUUACAAGUGAAGGAUCCGUUGUUUAAAAGAAUGGGAGCAUCCAGAUUGGCCCGUUUUGCCAUUGAUGAUGAAAGGAGGGUGAGAAUUAUUGAAAUGGGUGGAGCUGAAGAACUGGUGAAGAUGUUGGAGGCUGCUAAAGAUGACCGCACAAGGAAGGAAGCUUUGAAGGCUCUAUUUGCAAUCUCAAAAUCAGAUGAAGCUGCAGCAAGCUUGCGACUGGCGGGGGCAAUAUCAGUAAUCAAGUCCAUCCCAUCUGGUGGUUCUUCCCUGGAAGAGGACGCUGAAGUUGGGAAGUACAAGUCAAAUUUGUUGAAUAGAUUCCACGAACUUAGAUUUGAUGAUGAUUAUGAUGCUAGUUCCUGAGAUAUGUAUGAAUUUCUUAAUUUAUGUAAAUUUCAGUUUACGGCUUUAGUUGUGCAUGAAUGUCUUAAACGAUUUUGGGACGUUCAAUCCACUCAAAUCAUAAGAAUGUUGGUGGCAUGGCGAGCAUUCAUGGGUGUGCGAGUUGGAUUGAUGUCUACUUCACCUUGAAGAGGCACUUCACCUAUGAGGUGUGCAAAUUUCAAGUAUGAACUGCUUAAAUUUUGCUCUGUAAUCAGUUUUAUGGGACACUUGAACUGAUUUUGCCCAUCUCUGAUCACCAUGACACAAGGCAGGGGGCGAGGGGCCCUGGAGUUUCUUUUCGAUUAUGGUUCCUCACAUGGAUGCAUGUAUUCAUUUUUAAAGCAAAACUAACUUUCUCCUUGUUAUAUGAUCGUGGUCGGUGUUCGUAAUGUCUUUAUCUUUACUCUAUAACCUUUGUAAUGUAAUUGAUCAAAACUUAUUGUAAUGUAAUGUAAUUGAACAAAACUUGUUGUAAAAAGACAACCACAUUACCCC